Macrosiphum euphorbiae (potato aphid) is the source of this 414-nucleotide messenger RNA. The record is from the annotation of a GenBank genome assembly. Lineage: Eukaryota; Metazoa; Arthropoda; Insecta; Hemiptera; Aphididae.
AUGCCGCUGACCGUACGAUCGAUUUUGUGGCGAUGCUCCAAGAGAGUUGCACACGGGAUCGUACCGGUCGUCGUUCGUCGAUCGGGGCACUUGAACGCCGUAGACCGGAAUCGGUGUCGUCGUUGGACCGUACGAUCAAUUAGUGGCGAUACUCUGUGGGAGUUGCACACGGGAUCGUACCGGUCGUCGGUCGGGGCACUUGAACGCCGUGGACCGGAGUCGGUGUCGUCGUCGGACCGUGCGAUCAAUUUGUGGCGAUGCUCUAUGAGAGUUGCACACGGGAUCGUACCGGUCGUCGUUCGUCGAUCGGGGCACUUGAACGCCGUAGACCGGAAUCGGUGUCGUCGUUGGACCGUACGAUCAAUUAGUGGCGAUACUCUGUGGGAGUUGCACACGGGAUCGUGCCGGUCGUAA